Messenger RNA from Parastagonospora nodorum SN15, 1139 nucleotides. RefSeq lists its product as hypothetical. Gene Ontology annotation, biological process: transcription elongation by RNA polymerase I; transcription antitermination; DNA-templated transcription. Gene Ontology annotation, molecular function: RNA polymerase II transcription regulatory region sequence-specific DNA binding; zinc ion binding. Bases 1 to 906 code for a protein of 301 amino acids. NCBI's taxonomy places the organism in Eukaryota, Fungi, Ascomycota, Dothideomycetes, Pleosporales, Phaeosphaeriaceae. The transcript is spliced from 2 exons. Gene Ontology annotation, cellular component: nucleus. The record is from RefSeq and is a predicted model, not a curated record.
AUGGCCAUGGAGCCCAAAGAGAUCAAGCUGCGCGGCGAGGCGAUCGCAAAAGCCAUGCAGGAAGGCGAACCUGGCUCUUCUCUGCUCAAGCUGCUCGGCGACCUAAAGACGGGCGUCCACGCAACUGAGGACCUCUUGCGACAGACCCGAAUCGGUGUCACCAUCAACCGCCUCCGCACGCACAAGGACCCCGCAGUACAAAGGCUCGCGACAGAACUAGUGUCAAAAUGGAGAGAUGAGGUCAAGAAGGGACCAAAGAAGGGAACGCCGUCCAAGAUCGCAAAUGGCAGCGCGUCACCGGCUCCACCACCAUCAGGCACCGCAUCACCCGCGCCUGCGCAACAAAAGAAGAAGCACGAUGUCGCACCGGAUAAGCGCAACCACAAGACAGACAAGGUCAACUACAACGUCACGGGACACGAGGCGCGCGAUGGCUGUGUGAGGCUGAUGUACGAUGGCUUGGCCUUCAUGAGUGAAGCGCUACCCGACGACAUCAUCACCGUCGCGAAACACGUCGAAGCAGCCGCCUACGGCAACGCCGGCAGCGUCAACGACGCCUACAAACAAAAAAUGCGCUCCCUCUUCCAGAACCUCAAGAACAAGUCAAAUCCCGCCUUGCGCAAGGACGUCCUUUCCGGCAAAAUCCAGCCCAAGAAAUUCGUCGUCAUGUCCCACGACGAGAUGAAGUCGGAUUCGCGCCGUGCCGAGGACGAGAAGCUCGAGAAGGAGAACAUGAACCAGGCCAUGGUCGCGCAGGUCGAGAAGUCAAUCUCCAAGGAAUUCCAGUGCGGAAAGUGCAAGAAGAAGAUGGUGUCGUACAGUCAGGCGCAGACGCGGUCGGCUGAUGAGCCGAUGACGACGUUCUGCGAGUGCAUGAACUGCGGUAAUAGGUGGAAGUUCUCCUAGUCGAGACGCGAGACGCGAGGUUCGAGAAAAUGGGGUCUCUGGGAAGCGAGCGAUGUACGUUUUAGGCAUUUCAUACUUCGGGAGCGGGUGGGCGUUUUCUUUACGGGGCAUACAGACGGAGUUGGAGCUGUCCUAGGACUUUUUUCCUUCCCUGCGAAUAGGCGGCGGCAUGCGCUUCGAAAUUUGCUUCUCUUCUCUCCAGCCUCUUAGUCGAGUAAACACGUUUAUUACGA